Molecule: messenger RNA, 551 nt
Organism: Micropterus dolomieu (smallmouth bass)
Lineage: Eukaryota; Metazoa; Chordata; Actinopteri; Centrarchiformes; Centrarchidae
Product: CYFIP-related Rac1 interactor B-like
Exons: 5
Biological process (GO): positive regulation of T cell activation; regulation of actin filament polymerization
Molecular function (GO): small GTPase binding
Source: RefSeq, a predicted model, not a curated record
ACUCACUCAGCAUGUAGAGGAGGCGGACCGCAGGGAGACACCUGGACCACCGCGGACACGCCGAGCCAAAACACGGUAUCGAUCAGCUGACAUCGAUCAGCUAUCAUUGAAGCAUGGGGAACCUGAUCAAGGUGUUAACCAGAGACAUCGACCACAAUGGAGGAAACUUCUUCCUGGACUUUGAGAACGCUCAGCCCUCGCAGUCGGAGACGGCGGUGUGGGAGGAAGUGAACCAGGUGCUGACGGAGUCUCGGGUCGUCCUGGAAGACCUGCAGUCGUACAGAGGAGCAGGAGAGGAAAUACGACAGGCCAUCCAGAGUCCUGGUGUGGAGGGGGUCCAGGAGAAGGCCUGGUCAGCUGUGGUUCCUCUGGUGGCGAAACUCAAAACCUUCUACGAGUUCUCCCAGAAGCUCGAGUCCAGUCUGCGAUGUCUCCUGGACGUCCUCACCAGCUCCGCUUCGACUCCCACUCAGCAUCUGGAGCAGAAACAGGCUCUGGCUCGUCAGUUCGCCCACAUCAUGCACUUCACGCUGCGCUUCGACGAGCUCAAG